AUGUACACACCGACUGUGUGUUGGAAUCCGGCCAUCGAAGAGAAUAAACAGAGCUCUAAAGCUCUUGAAGAAACGGUAAUGGAAAUUUCAAAGCAAAACAAGGAGGAAGAAAUUUUUAAGGAAAAAAUCGAAAAAGAUGAAAAUCAGACGGAAUUGAGUAGUAAUAAUAGCUGUGAUUGUACAGUUGAGAACGCUUUAACCGGAAAGGGAGGAGAAUUACAAGCUUCUCAAACCGGCAACGUAUCUUCUUCGGUGCUGCUAUUGGAGAGUGAUUUGCAGGCCGAUUUUAGUGCCUCAUCUCACCUUCUCUCGGAGGUUCCGAUCCAAUGCUCUCUGCAACCUCUGCAAUCGGUGGAAGAUUUGAAGGAUCAAGUAAGUUUGGUCCCUGAGGAACCUUUGAUGGGUAUUACUAGUCAAUCUGCCCAAGUUCAGGCACAGAGUCCGAGACAGGUUCCUGAUGGUUCGGCCAAGUUGGAGGUGUCACCUACUUCUAUUACGCCGUCCAUUUCAUCCAUCCUGAGUCCAACUUUACCCGAUCAAAAAUUGUCACAAGUAGGGAAUGGAAGCAAUCCAUAUAUUGCAGAACAGGACAAGCAGAAUCACCCGAAACCUCUGUCUUCUGUGCCUAUGCUGAAGACACCUUCUGAUGGGUACAACUGGCGGAAGUAUGGUCAGAAGCAAGUAAAGAGUCCAGAAGGUUCUCGGAGCUAUUACAGAUGCACUUUCUCUGACUGUAAUGCUAAGAAGAUUGAGUGCUGCAAUCGGUCUAACCAUGUCAUAGAGACUGUUUAUAGAAGUCACCACAAUCACGAUCCUCCUCAAAAAGUAAACUGCACUAUGGAAAAGCCUGCACUAUCAGUUGUGCCAGCUAAUGGGAGUAACAAUACAGCUCUAGCAGGUGGUGGUCUUAGUGAUGUUCUGUCUACUUCUUCCAAAGAACCUUUGCUAGAAAAGAUUCAGGUUCCUGAAACAAAACAACAGGACUCAAGUGGUUCUGAUGAGACAAUGGAAGUUAAUGGUAGCGAGGAGCAUGUUGACAAACCUGAACUUAAGAAACGGUUGAAGAAAAAUGCCGCAGAUGAUUCAGGAUCUUUUUCUAAACCAGGAAAGAAACCUAAAUUCAUUGUUCAUGCAGCUGGUGAUGUUGGGAUAUCAGGAGAUGGCUAUAGAUGGCGCAAGUAUGGACAAAAGAUGGUGAAGGGGAACCCUCACCCAAGGAACUACUACAAGUGUACAUCAGCGGGAUGUCCUGUUAGAAAGCAUAUUGAGAGGGCUGUAGAUAACACUAGUGCUGUAAUAAUAACCUAUAAGGGAGUGCAUGACCAUGACAUGCCAGUACCAAAAAAACGUCAUGGCCCAAUGAGCAGUCCUCUUGUUGCCGCUGCUUCUCCAGCAUCUGCACACAAUCUGCAACUCAACAAAACCGGACCACAUCAGAACCAAACUACCCAAUGGUCAGUGGACAAAGAAGGUGAAUUGACAGGUGAGGCAUUGAAUCUGGGUGGGGACACCACAGUGAAAUUAGCUCCAGCCCUUUUAAGCAUUGGAUUUGAAAUCAAACCUUGCUGA
Molecule: messenger RNA, 1569 nt
Organism: Fraxinus pennsylvanica
Lineage: Eukaryota; Viridiplantae; Streptophyta; Magnoliopsida; Lamiales; Oleaceae
Source: the annotation of a GenBank genome assembly